AAGAACAAUAAACCUGAACAACAAGUUUGGCGGUUUAUGUGUGUUAAUUCUGCAUGGUGUUGUUUAUCAAUUUAUGCUAGCUAACACAUUGAAGACAAUUCCUUUCAGGUAUCCAUGGAGGUAACAUGCUGGGUGUGAGGUCAGUGAGCGGUCUGGCCUUCUACGACUGGGAGACCACGGACCUUGUGCGACGGAUAGAAAUCUCACCUAAAAAUACUAAGUGGCUCGGGCUCUACGAUUGGCUGCACUAUGUCCCCAGUGAGAAAAACGCAGAAGGGUUCAUGAUUUGUUCAAUAUACUGGAGUGAGAACGGAGAGUUGGUGUGCAUCUCUACAGAGGAGUCCUUCUUCAUUCUCAAGUAUCGCCAGGAGGCUGUAGACCAGGCGAAAAACGACAAGGAACUUGUAACAGAGGAUGGCAUUGAGGAGGCUUUUGACGUUGUUGGUGAGAUCGAGGAAGUAGUGAAGACCGGAGUGUGGGUGGGGGAUUGCUUCAUCUACACCAACAGUGUCAACAGACUGAACUACUAUGUGGGUGGAGAGAUAGUCACUAUAGCCCAUCUAGACAGAGUGAUGUACAUUCUGGGCUACAUCCCCAAGGACAAUCGUCUCUACCUGGGUGACAAGGAGCUCAACGUGAUCAGCUUCUCUCUCCUGCUCUCGGUGCUCGAGUACCAGACUGCCGUUAUGAGGCAGGACUUUGAGACCGCAGACAAGGUGCUGCCCACUGUGCCGCGCGAACAACGGACACGUGUUGCUCACUUCCUUGAGAAACAGGGCUUCAAAUCUCAGGCUCUGGCAGUGACCUGUGACCCGGAGCACAAGUUUGAGUUGUCUGUGCAGCUGGGCGACCUCAAGAUUGCCUACCAGAUUGCGAAAGAACUAGAGGGAGAACACAAGUGGAAGCAACUAGCUGAGAUGGCCAUACAGAAGUGUGAGUUUGGCCUGGCAUUGGAGUGUCUGCACCAGGCGCAGGACUUUGGGGGGCUCUUGUUGCUAGCCAGCUCAGCGGGGAAUGCAGAAAUGUUGGAGAAACUUGGCGACUCUGCUGAGAAGGCGGGUCAUAAUAACGUGGCGUUCCUGUCGCAUUUUGUGCUAGGAAGAUUGGAGAAUGCCCUAGAAGUGUUGGUAAACACUGGCAGGCUUCCUGAGGCAGCUUUCUUUGCCAGAACUUACCUACCCAGUCAAGUAUCCAGGGUGGUAAAGCUGUGGCGGGAGUCCCUGGGGAACAUGAAGGCUGCAAGCUCCCUGGCCGACCCCCGGGAGUAUGAGAACCUGUUCCCAGGCUUCAAUGACACGGUCAAGUGUGAACAGUUCCUCAAACCACAGAGGAUGAGACGGUACCCGGCCAGGACCUACCCACAGGCACCGGCCAAUGUGGAACGUCGCCCACUUGAAGAGAUGGCAGCUGCAGAAGAGAAGGGAGCCUUCAGUUACCAGCCUCCAAGGACUGAUGAUGAUGAUGAGGAGGAGGAGCAGUUUCAAGAGGCAGCUGAGUCACAGCCUGCAAGAACACAGGAUCCCGAUAUAGACUGGAACUCAAAACCAUCAGAAGAGGAUAUUACGUCUGGACAGAAAUCAAGUGAACCAGUCCCAGAACUUAACAUAGAAGCUGAGCACAUCAAUGUUACCAAGCCUGCCCAUUUAUCUCAGAUGACUUGGAAGCCUUCCUGUGCCAUGAGUCCAGACUGGGACUCCGAUAAUGACCCUGAGGAUGAGGGACAAUCAAAAAGUUUUGAGGGUUAUUCAAAAAGUUCAGAAACUGAGCGUCAUUCAAGCAGUUUUAUUGAGGAGGGUUCCUUUAAAAGUUCAGCAAACGAGGGUUUUUCUAAAAGUUAUGAAAAUGAGGGUAUUUCAAAAAGUUCUGAAAAUGAGGGAUUCUCGAAUGUGACCCCAAAUGAUGACAUGGGUUGGUCGGAUGAGGAAGCUAGCCUCUCAGAAGAUGAGAAGGAGGCACAAUCAAGCCAACCUGCAGUGCAGCAGCCCAAACUGGGGGCCAAAGAAAUGGCUGACCUUGAAAAGGAGCUCGAACUCGACCUUGAAAACUUGGACGUCAAUACAGACGGAGUUGAUACAGGGGACACACAGGACAUAGACCUAGAUGAAAACUUAUUGGAAGACUGAUUGGUCAACUAUGCUUGUAGAAGGAAGAGACAUUUUGAUCAUUAUUAGGGAAACAAGUUUUGAAAUUGCAUGACUGUGUUCAUAGAGUGUUUAUGAUUUGAUUUCAAGUUACAUAUGAGGUUUACAAGUGAUGUGAAUCUUUACUUGUGCUUAUUACUAUCUUGUCAGUGCUUAUUGUUUAACUCUCAGUGGGACAAUGGAAUUACAAAUGGUUUGUGAAAAUUUGAGACAGAUGAAUUGUGUUUAGAAUCAUUUCAUUUAGUGCUAAUGUAUGUUUUUAGUUUUGAGGGAACUGAGUGAAUACUGCUUGUGCAAUUGACUGAUACACAUUGAUUUAAAUUGUUUUAGUGAAGCUUAUACUAAAAUUACAUUUCACGUGUGAGGUAUGGGAAAUUUACCAAACCAAGUUUUUUUCGGCAUUGAUAUAAUUAAAAAAGGCAAGGGUCUAGUUAAAAAUGUUAAGAAUAACUUAUUUUAGUUUCUUAAUAGGUCAGCAUAAAAUAAAACAUUUAUGUAACAACACAUAAUUGUAUUUAUUUCCAUUAUUUGGCAUAAAGUUACCAGUCAUAUUCAAGAUGUAAUAACUAUGUUGUUGAACUAAAACUCUUGAAAGAGCGGGCAUGUUAAGUUACAUUGUAUAUAGUGACAUCACAUUUGCAUGUUUGGAAUAUUCCUAUAUAUGAUACAAUAUGUUGGUAUGAUUUUGUUACAUGUAUUUAAAAUUUGCAAUGCAUACUUCACAUAUAUUGUAUGUGGGAUACAAUCCCGUGCUUGUCAUUGUUAUAAUACAUCUCAAUACUUUCUGCUAUUUUUGGGGUAAAAGAAUAAGAAGCUAUGAUGUUGAAUACCACUGAAUACAAGUAAAAUAAGCGACUUACUGACAUCUAUGUUGAGCAAUGUGGCAAUUAUCUCGGAUGAAUGUUUCAUUAUUCGUGUAGUAUAUAUAUGAAUAUAUUUGUUAGUUUUUAUCUAAUUAAGAAAUAUUUAAGUUUUGUUCUAAUUAUGAAAAUAUUAAAUAAUAUUGUUGAGUCUUGAAUCCAAAAUAAGCAUUAUUGCAAUGUGUAUAUUUUUUUGGACAAAGCAUGUUUCCUUAAUUUAAAAUAAUGCAUUUAUAAUAUUUCUUACUGACUCAGUAUUGAUUAAGGAUUAAACACUCCUAAGAAAUUACAAAUAAAAUGGUUUGGGGGGGGGGGACAAAGUUUGAAUCAAGCCUGUAUUCAAGCUGUUAUAAUUGAUCAUUUGACCAAAGUUACAGUGUACAUUAUAUUUAUUUGUGUAUAAUGACUAUAAAAAUAUAUCACAUGUGAAUGUGAUAGCACGCAUAUUUUGGAUUCUACUGUAGCAUCAUGAGGAUGGACAUACUAAAUAAAUUUGAUAAUACAAA
Dreissena polymorpha is the source of this 3507-nucleotide messenger RNA. RefSeq names its product coatomer subunit beta'-like. Bases 126 to 2123 code for a protein of 665 amino acids. Gene Ontology annotation, molecular function: structural molecule activity. The record is from RefSeq and is a predicted model, not a curated record. Gene Ontology annotation, cellular component: membrane coat. The transcript is spliced from 15 exons. Gene Ontology annotation, biological process: intracellular protein transport; vesicle-mediated transport. NCBI's taxonomy places the organism in Eukaryota, Metazoa, Mollusca, Bivalvia, Myida, Dreissenidae.